CCUUGACUUGGGAUAAUCUUACGAUUAGUCGACUAGGCAGCGGCCAAAAAGUCUCAAUGACUCUAGAAAAGAUUCAAGCAAACCCCCCUCAAAAGCAUGUCCAAAUGAUUUCAGUGUCCGUCACUCCUGUCAAAGCUUCACCUUCUUGAAGCUUUGAUCCAGACGAAAAAUGGCGAGAAACUUCUGCGAUUUUCGUUGGCUUCUAUUAUUUGCUGCUGCUGCUUUCAUCUACAUCCAGAUGCGUAUAUUCACAACACAGUCGGAAUAUGCUGACCGCUUGGCAGCCGCGGUGGAAUCUGAAAACCACUGUUCAAGUCAAGUGCAUAUGUUGAUUGACCAAAUAAGUUCACAACAGGGACGAAUCGUGUCUCUUGAAGAUGCGAAGAUGCGUCAAGACCAAGAGUGCGGACAAUUGAGAGCUCUCGUUCAAGAUCUUGAAAAAAGAGGUGCGGAUAGAUUGAUUAACAAACUACAGGUACCGGUAGCAGCUGUUGUGAUUAUGGCAUGUAAUCGCCCAGAUUAUCUCGAAAGGACAAUUGAGUCCGUCUUAAAAUAUCAACAGUCUGUUGCCUCAAAGUUUCCACUUUUCGUAUCCCAGGAUGGUCCAAAUGAAAAUGUUAAAAGUAAAGCUUUGAGUUACAAACAGCUAAGCUAUAUGCAGCAUUUGGAUUUUGAAGAAGUGCACACGGAAAGGCCUGGAGAGAUAAUCGCUUACUACAAAAUAGCAAGUCACUACAAAUGGGCACUGGAUCAGUUGUUUAAUAAGCAUAACUUCUACAGAGUAAUCAUAUUAGAAGAUGACAUGGAGAUUGCCCCGGACUUUUUUGAGUACUUUGAAGCCGCAGCAGCUUUACUCGAUAGUGAUAAGACAAUUAUGGCUGUUUCGUCGUGGAAUGACAAUGGUCAAAAGCAAUAUGUGCACGACCCCAAAAUUCUGUAUCGCUCAGAUUUCUUUCCUGGUCUAGGAUGGAUGUUGACAAAAUCGACAUGGGAUGAACUAUCUCCAAAGUGGCCAAAAGCUUACUGGGAUGACUGGUUGAGGUUACAAGAGAACCACAAAGGUCGUCAGUUUAUUCGCCCGGAAGUGUGCAGAACAUACAAUUUCGGCGAACAUGGUUCGAGCAUGGGACAGUUCUUCAAACAGUAUUUGGAGCCUAUUAAGCUAAACGAUGUCCAUGUUGAUUGGAAGUCAAUGGACUUGACCUACCUAAAAGAGGACAAUUACGUUAGGUACUUUGCGAAUCUUGUAUCAAAUGCUAAACCAGUUCAAGGAGCAGAUGCUGUUUUAAAGGCAUAUAACAUAGACGGGGAUGUACGUGUUCACUACAAAGAUCAGCCAGACUUUGAACGGAUUGCUCGUCAGUUUGGUAUUUUCGAAGAAUGGAAGGAUGGUGUCCCAAGAGCAGCAUAUAAAGGAGUGGUGGUUUUCCGCUUCCAAACUGCAAGGCGUAUAUUCCUUGUCGGUCCUGAUUCUCUGAGGCAACUUGGAAUUCAACAUGCUUAGGUCAAAAACCAAGUCUGGGAGAGGAAAACGUAAAAUAGCGGCGAUGCCUGUAAUCUGCGUCAACUGUUCCCCAGACACAUGCAUUGAAGAGAAUAUGUGAACAGUACCAGCUGAGUCCUUGACUGAAUCAACUAAGUCCACAUAUUUUUUCCUUGUCUGCACAUCGCUGUUUCUGAAAAGUUCAUCAGUAAUUAGAAGCGUUUCAAUGGCCAUCUGUUCAUGGGCGAACUCAACAUGCUUUGGGCCAUAACAGGCUCGAUCAGCAUCAGUUGAAAGCAUCUUGUAGAAAUCGUUGAGCGAUUGGACCUCUUGUGCUGCUUUUGUAUCUUUUAUCAAAUUCAUGACAUUGGGGUCACCAAGAACAUCCUUCAAACUAUGCCUGUAUCCCGAAGAUGCAUGGGCGAGAAGAAAACGCGACUUAUUUUCAA
This is a messenger RNA of Papaver somniferum (opium poppy), 1932 nucleotides long. RefSeq names its product alpha-1,3-mannosyl-glycoprotein 2-beta-N-acetylglucosaminyltransferase-like. NCBI's taxonomy places the organism in Eukaryota, Viridiplantae, Streptophyta, Magnoliopsida, Ranunculales, Papaveraceae. The record is from RefSeq and is a predicted model, not a curated record. Gene Ontology annotation, cellular component: Golgi apparatus. The coding region runs from base 170 to 1504 and encodes 444 amino acids. The transcript is spliced from 19 exons. Gene Ontology annotation, molecular function: alpha-1,3-mannosylglycoprotein 2-beta-N-acetylglucosaminyltransferase activity.